AUGGAGUCCCCGACCGGCACCGAGAGCGCCCGCCUGGUCAGCCCGCGGGGCGGCCGCGCCGACGGCAGCCUGCGCCUCAAGAGUCUCUUCACAGGCUCUGGAGACUCCUCAGCACCGGCGGCCCCCCCGGCUCCAGAUCCGCGCUGCCGCUGCAGCCCCCCGACCCCCAGCCCCGGGCAGGGCGGGCUCCAGGCCCGCCGGCAGCUGAGCGUCGCCUGCGCCGUCUGCUGCCUCUUCAUGGUCGGGGAGGUGAUAGGCGGCUACCUGGCACACAGCCUGGCCAUCAUGACGGAUGCAGCCCACCUGCUGACGGACGUGGGCAGCAUGUCCGUCAGCCUCUUCUCCCUCUGGGUCUCCAGCCGCCCGCCCACCAAGACCAUGACCUUCGGCUGGCACCGCUCAGAGACGCUGGGUGCGCUGGCCUCUGUCCUCUCUAUCUGGGUUGUGACCGCGGCCCUGGUCUACCUGGCGGCCGCCCGCAUCAUCAGCAACGACUACGAGAUCGAGGCGCGAGCCAUGCUGGCCACAUCCGCCUGUGCCGUUGGUGUCAAUCUGGUCAUGGCCUACAUCCUGCACCAGUCCCCUGCUGGCCACGGCCAUGGCCCAGGGGCCUACGAGCAGCUGGAGAGCUCUGUGUCCUGCCAGCCCAGCCCCCUGCCCGGCAGCACCAGCGUGCGGGCAGCCUUCGUCCACGUGGUGGGUGACCUGCUGCAGAGCGUCAGCGUCCUCGUGGCUGCCACCAUCAUCUACUUCAAGCCCCAGUGCAAGAUUGCGGACCCCAUCAGUACCCUCUUCUUCUCUGUCUUCGUCCUUGGCUCCACCAUCACCAUCCUCAGAGACGUCUUCAUGGUCCUCAUGGAAGGUGGAGCAGCACCAGGAGGAGUCAGCAGGCUGUCCCCACUGCCAGGACCCCCAAACCUGAGACCCCCCUGCUGCUAUGUUGGGCCCGAUGUGGCCCUGGCCCCAGCUCCUUGUGCUAGAGCAGGGCAGUGCUUGAGAUCCCCUCCCCUCUACCCACCCCACUGCUGCGGAGCCCUGGGGUGGGACAGUGACUCCAGUGUGGUGUUGGGGGGACAGACACAUGGCCUGGCCUGUGGAGCACAGGGGCUCCCUGGAAUCUUCCACUCCCUGCUGUGCCACAGCUCCUGAGGAGAUGGAAUCCUGCCCCACCACCUGGUCCCCAGGGAGCCUGUCUGUCCUGGCAGGAAGGGACAUCCCCCAUGGGGGACCUCAGACCCCCAUGCUGCUGCCUGGGCUCCAUCUGAACCCUCCUGUGCCUGGCCCUGACCCAUUCCCUCUGCUGAGUCGUGCCUGUGCCCCUGGUGUCCAUCUGUCCAUCUGUGCCAGCAGCGGUGCCAGCGCUGCCAAUAAAUGUG
Agelaius phoeniceus (red-winged blackbird) is the source of this 1376-nucleotide messenger RNA. Lineage: Eukaryota; Metazoa; Chordata; Aves; Passeriformes; Icteridae. The record is from RefSeq and is a predicted model, not a curated record.